AUGAAUCUCCCGAUGCUGACCUUCAUUAUUUGUGGGUUACUAACUCUGGUGACCAAAGCUGGCUGGGGAGUCCGGAGAUGUUGGAAGAACAAUAUAGGACACUGCAGACAAAAAUGUUUACAUGUUGAAAGGUACAAAGUUCUUUGUAUGAACAAGUUAUCAUGCUGCAUUCCCUUAACAAGUAGUGAAGAUUACAAUCCAUGGCCAGUACCUCCCCUAAUCCCUACAGAAGAAAUAACUGUUGAUUUUAAUACUGUGGAUUUUUUUCCUAAUUUCCCCAUAUCUAUGUUUGAUGAUGCGGUAUCCAUUAACACACUCGAGCCUGAAGAAAGCACAGUAACUGGGACCACUACUCACCAGACAAAAGUUUCUUCCCAGACUGUGGCACAUCUUCUUGAGAGCACUGAUGGUACAACUAACUAA
Molecule: messenger RNA, 423 nt
Organism: Ceratotherium simum simum (southern white rhinoceros)
Lineage: Eukaryota; Metazoa; Chordata; Mammalia; Perissodactyla; Rhinocerotidae
Gene: DEFB125
Product: defensin beta 125
Biological process (GO): innate immune response
Cellular component (GO): extracellular region
Source: RefSeq, a predicted model, not a curated record